CCCGCCCGGUGUCUAUCUAAGCUCCGCAGAUUACAGCGAGUAGACUGAAGUGAAAGGUUUUGACAUUUAAAGUGUUUUCAUGAAAAGACAAUGACUUCCCUGCAACACGUCAAUCCCAGAGCGAGAGGAAUCAGAGUGUCGCCACAAAGUUUUCUCCAAAGUCUGGCUGAGCACAUCACACAGGAGAUCACACAGAAGGUGCACAAACCCUUUAAGGAGGUGAUUGAUGUCAGCUCAGGUGAUCCUCACAGAGCAGGAAUGAAGCCCGUCUCAUUUGUUCGACAGGUCUUGGCAGUGUGUUUGUACCCUGAGCUGCUGACAGACCAAAGCUUUCCUCUGGAUGUCAGGCUGAGAGCUCAGAGGCUGCUGGAGGCCUGCGAUGGCGGAAGUGUGGGUUCAUACACUGCUUCCUCUGGGCUGCUUCAUGUCAGGCAAAGCAUCGCUGAGUUCAUCACAAAGCGAGAUGCUGGAGUUCCUUCAUGCGCCAAAAACGUCUUUAUUUCAUCUGGUUCUCAAAAGGCACUGAUGAUUAUUGUGAGGCUGCUGGCCAGUGGAGAGGGGGAGAUUCAGACAGGGGUGCUGACCCCCAUGCCCUGCCCACACACACUGCCUACUCUGCUGGAUGAGGGUGAGGUGGCUCUGGUGCCCUACCGGCUGGUGGAGGAGCAAGGUUGGGCUAUAGACCUGGACGAGCUGCACCGAGCUGUGACUACUGCUAGGGGGCGCUGCCAGCCCAGAGCAAUUUACAUCAGCAACCCAGGAAACCCCACAGGCCACGUGCAAACCAGGGAAUCAAUAGAGGAAGUGAUUCGGUUUGCAGCAGCUGAGGGACUCCUACUGUUUGUUGAUGAGGUUUACCAGGACAGCAUGAUUGGAUUGGACAGAGAGUUUAUUUCCUAUAAGAGAGUCCUGUUUGAGAUGGGCAAAGAGUAUGCAGAGACUGUGGAGCUGGUCUCCUCCCACUCUUUGUCCUGCGCCUGCAUAGCAGAGUGUGGUCAGAGGGCAGGGUACAUGGAGAUAGUCAACAUGGACCCAGAGGUGAUGCAUUUUGUUGAUACCAUGCUGUGCACUGACAUCUCUACUCCAGUCACAGGGCAGCUCGCUCUGGACCUCAUGCUCAACCCACCAAAGCCUGGAGACCCUUCAUAUGACACAUACACACAGGAGACCCUCCUCACUUGGACCACUCUGUCCCAGAAUGCUCAGCGGGCUCUGGAGCUCCUGAGUGAUCUACCAGGGAUCAGCUGCCAGCCAGCGAUGGGGGGAAUCUACCUUUAUCCACGUCUGCAUUUACCAUCUGAAUUUACGCAGCUAGCCAAGAUGCUGGAAGUGGAAGCAGAUGUUCUGUACUGUCAGAAGUUACUGGAAGAGGAGGGUGUGUUUGUGGGUGCAGGGCACCACGGCGGAACAACCAGCAGCCACCAUGUGAGGUUAUGUGUCCUUGUUCCUCCUGACACCAUGGAGGAGGUCCUGACUCGCCUCUGUUCCUUUCACCUUCGCCUCAUGGAUGGCCACUGUGACCCCGACUAAAGUCAGAAGGAUAAUAACAAGGAGGAAAAGUUUUCCCCCCAUCUAAUUUUUCCUGAAAUUGGCUUCUUAAUAUAGAAAUCAUCUUCAUCCUCAAAGUAUCAAUUGUUCUAAGUCCUUAUGAAAUUGAUAUUUGACAAUUACACUGAGAAAAAUACUCAGACACAAGCAUUUUCUCCUUUGAUAAUUAGUGUAUUUCUGUACUUGAUCCCCAUUUUGUACAUCAGGAAUGCAUACACUGUCUGUUUUGACUCAAAGCUGAGGCUCUGUUUUAUGAAUCAACUGGUGGGUUUGAAAAGAGUUUGGAUGCUGAACAGAAGAGAAAGAAAAUGAAUAAAGAGCAGAAGAGUCGGAUAAGAAAGUCAUAGAGGAGUAUUGGUGUAAAAAAAAAUCUUCAUUAAAAAGCAUUUAACAGAAUUUAAAAAAGAACAAUAGUACAAAAAUGAAAGCUGAAAUACAUGGUACUGCAAUAGUUUGCGCUGCGUCUCACCACCAGUUGGUUCUUUUGUCAGAGGACAUGUGAACAUACUUUAUGCUGUAACACUAUAACAACAUAGUAGACCACAUAUGAGACUGUAGGAUUUCAUGCUAGAUAUACACUACUGUUCCAAACGUUGGUGUCACCCAGGCAAUUUCAUGUUUCCCAUGAAAAUUCACACUUUUAUUCAUGUGCUAACAUAAUUGCACAAGAGUUUUCUAAUCAAUUAGCCUUUCAACACCAUUAACUAACACAAUGUAGCAUUAGAACACAGGAGUGAUGGUUGCUGGAAAUGUUCCUCUGUACCCCUAUGGAGAUAUUCCAUUAAAAACAGCUGUUUCCAGCUAGAAUAGUCAUUUACCACAUUAACAAUGUCUAGACUGUAUUUCGGAUUAAUUUUAUGUUAUCUUCAUUGGAAAAAAAAGAUUUCUUUCAAAAAUAAGGACAUUUCUAAGUGACCCCAAACUUUUGAACUGUAGUGUAUAUAAAAAUGUUGACACUCAUACUAUGUAUCAAUAUGGAAAUAAAUCAAUAUGUAUGGAAAAUGUAA
This is a messenger RNA of Amphiprion ocellaris (clown anemonefish), 2555 nucleotides long. RefSeq names its product alanine aminotransferase 2-like. The record is from RefSeq and is a predicted model, not a curated record. The transcript is spliced from 11 exons. Gene Ontology annotation, molecular function: pyridoxal phosphate binding; L-alanine:2-oxoglutarate transaminase activity. Bases 91 to 1530 code for a protein of 479 amino acids. Gene Ontology annotation, biological process: biosynthetic process. NCBI's taxonomy places the organism in Eukaryota, Metazoa, Chordata, Actinopteri, Pomacentridae.